AUGGUGCCCUGAAGGAGAUUGAGGCCCACGAGGUCGUUCCCGGUGAUAUCCUCCAGGUUGAUGAUGGUUCCAUUAUCCCCGCUGACGGUCGCAUCGUCACCGAGGGUGCCUUCCUCCAGGUCGAUCAGUCCGCUCUUACUGGUGAAUCUCUCGCUGUCGACAAGCACCACGGUGAUGAGUGCUUCUCUUCCUCCGCCGUCAAGCGUGGUGAGGCCUUCAUCGUCGUCACUGCCACUGGUGACAACACCUUCGUUGGACGUGCGGCUGCUCUCGUUUCCGCUUCCUCCGGUGGCACUGGUCACUUCACUGAGGUUCUCAACGGCAUUGGUACCAUUCUCCUGAUCCUCGUCGUCGCCACUCUCCUCAUCGUCUGGGUUUCUUCAUUCUACCGUUCCAAUAAAAUUGUCCGCAUUCUGGAGUUCACCCUCGGUAUUACCAUUGUCGGUGUCCCCGUUGGUCUUCCCGCCGUCGUUACCACCACCAUGGCUGUCGGUGCUGCCUACCUCGCCAAGAAGCAAGCUAUCGUCCAGAAGCUCUCCGCCAUUGAGUCCCUCGCUGGUGUUGAGAUUCUCUGCUCUGACAAGACCGGUACCCUGACCAAGAACAAGCUGUCUCUCUCUGAGCCCUUCACUGUCCCCGGUGUUGAGCCCGAUGACCUGAUGCUUACUGCUUGCUUGGCUGCUUCCCGCAAGAAGAAGGGUAUCGAUGCCAUCGACAAGGCUUUCCUCAAGGCCCUCAAGUUCUACCCCCGUGCCAAGAGCGUUCUGUCCAAGUACAAGGUUCUCCAGUUCCACCCCUUCGACCCCGUCUCCAAGAAGGUCCAGGCUGUUGUUGAGUCUCCCCAGGGUGAGCGCAUCAUCUGCGUCAAGGGUGCCCCUCUUUUCGUUCUCAAGACUGUCGAGGAGGACCACCCCAUCCCCGAGCACAUUGAUCAGGCCUACAAGAACUGUGUUGCUGAAUUUGCUACCCGUGGUUUCCGUUCUCUCGGUGUUGCCCGCAAGCGUGGUGAGGGUGCUUGGGAGAUUCUCGGUAUCAUGCCCUGCUCUGACCCCCCUCGUCACGACACUGCCCGCACUAUCAACGAAGCUAAGCGUCUGGGUCUCUCCAUCAAGAUGUUGACUGGUGACGCCGUCGGUAUUGCCCGUGAGACUUCCCGCCAGCUCGGUCUUGGUACCAACGUUUACAACGCUGAGCGUCUCGGUCUCGGUGGUGGUGGUGAUAUGCCCGGUUCCGAGGUUUACGAUUUCGUUGAGGCUGCCGAUGGUUUCGCUGAAGUUUUCCCCCAGCACAAGUACGCCGUCGUUGAGAUUCUCCAGCAGCGUGGUUACCUCGUUGCCAUGACUGGUGACGGUGUCAACGAUGCUCCCUCCCUGAAGAAGGCUGAUACCGGUAUUGCUGUCGAAGGUUCCUCCGACGCUGCCCGUUCCGCUGCCGAUAUUGUCUUCCUUGCCCCCGGUCUCGGUGCUAUCAUUGAUGCCCUCAAGACUUCCCGCCAGAUUUUCCACCGCAUGUACGCCUACGUUGUCUACCGUAUCGCCCUGUCCCUCCACAUGGAAAUCUUCCUCGGUCUUUGGAUUGCCAUCCUCAACCAGAGCUUGAACCUGAACCUCAUCGUCUUCAUUGCCAUCUUCGCCGAUAUUGCCACCCUGGCCAUUGCCUACGAUAACGCUCCUUACUCCCAGACCCCCGUCAAGUGGAACCUUCCUAAGCUCUGGGGUAUGUCCGUUCUCCUCGGUUUUGUCCUGGCCAUUGGUACCUGGAUUGCCCUCACUACCAUGUUCGCUGCCGGUAACAACUACGGUGGUAUCACUGAGAACUACGGUGAUAUCGAUGAGAUUGUCUUCCUCGAGGUCUCUCUUACUGA
Molecule: messenger RNA, 1864 nt
Organism: Clonostachys rhizophaga
Lineage: Eukaryota; Fungi; Ascomycota; Sordariomycetes; Hypocreales; Bionectriaceae
Source: the annotation of a GenBank genome assembly